Messenger RNA from Folsomia candida, 2862 nucleotides. Its product is annotated as pelle-like serine/threonine-protein kinase pik-1. The record is from RefSeq and is a predicted model, not a curated record. Lineage: Eukaryota; Metazoa; Arthropoda; Collembola; Entomobryomorpha; Isotomidae. Gene Ontology annotation, cellular component: plasma membrane. Gene Ontology annotation, biological process: signal transduction; protein phosphorylation. The transcript is spliced from 8 exons. Gene Ontology annotation, molecular function: protein kinase activity; ATP binding; protein binding. The coding region runs from base 517 to 2769 and encodes 750 amino acids.
CUGCCUCUGGCUUCUUAAAUAUCAUCAUCAUCACCGCUAACUGCAAUUCCAAACUCAACCACCUGUUGUUAUUAUUCACUCGUCGUCGUCACACAAUGACGAAAUAUUCCGUAUCAUCGUUUUAACAAAUUGAAUUUGAACAAUAAAGUGGAAUUCCCCCCGUAAAUAUAUCAAGCACAAUUAACUAGUUAAUUGAACCUUAGCUUAAAUCAGUUCAAGCUUAAUUAUAAUUAAAAAUUAUACAUUCUUCUGAAAUUUCCUCGCAAAACAAAUUACAAUUAAAUAAAGUUUAAUUAUUCAUGAAUAUAAGUGCCCCCUGUUUUCGACAUGACCUCAAAAUGAGCACUGCUGAAAGGUCAUCCGCCCCCGCAGAUACGUUAAAGUUUAAUUAUCAUUAAAAAUUGUGUAAAUUAUUUCAACAUUAUUCAGGAAUUUCCCCCUCAAAACAAAUUACGAUUAAGUCAAGUUUAAUUAUCAAUUAAAUUUAGUGCCCCCUGUUUUCGACAUGACCUCAAAAUGAACUCAUCCUCCACUGAAAGGUCAUCCGCCUCCGCGACUACAUUAAAGUACAUCUACGACCUCCCAUUUUUCGACAGGAAAGAAAUCUGCCGCAUUUUCGACGAGAACUCGCAAUGGGAAACGCUCGGCGGGGGCCUUAUGGGGUACUCGUCUUCCGAACUGAGUGAAUUUGGCAGGGUCCUGUACCGCGGUGGGUCACCUACGGAUGCCCUUUUGACCUCCUGGGGAAACCAGAACCACACCCUCCUCGAACUUUUCACCCUCUGCGCCCGCCUCUAUAACGGCAGGGCGAUGAAGGUUUUGGCGAAAUAUGUCGACCCCAAGUAUCACGCUUAUAUGCCGGACGACACGGAUUUUCACGCCACCCAGUUACUCGUCGCCCUCGAUCCGCCGAAACUUCAUCAACCCAUUCCAGAAAUGGUUAAUUCGCCGAAAAAGAAGAUAAUCAAUGUCGACGAUAAAAAUGGUGGGGGCGCGGAUCGUGGCGCAGCAGACGGGAAAAUGGGCGCGGCUGGACACGGCGCUAAACCCGCCAAACCGGCGGAUGCACUGUCCUCCUCGGUCGGGCUACUCCCACCCAUCGCAUACGCCGAGCUUACAGCCGCCACGAGUGGGUGGGACAAACGCAAUAUGCUUGGAAAAGGCGGAUUUGGCACGGUUUACAAAGGCAACUGGAAAAAUACUGCGGUCGCGAUUAAACGGAUGGAGCAUCGCCCGAACGAAGCGUACGUUGAAUCCCAGAUGAAGCAAUCCUUGGGUGAGAUGCGUUUCCUAAAUUCGUACCGACACGAUAACAUCCUUCCGCUGUAUGGCUACUGCCUCGAUGGACCGCACCCCUGCCUCGUCUACCAAUUCAUGACCAAUGGCUCCCUCGAGGACAGGAUACUUUGCAGGCAACGAACUCCUCCCUUGAGUUGGCAUCUCCGCUUCCACAUGGCGAAAGGAGUCGCAUGUGGGAUACAAUUCCUCCAUUCGAUCGGACCCCAGCCGCUGAUUCAUGGCGACAUCAAAUCCGCCAACAUCCUCCUCGACCGCAACUUUGAAGCAAAAGUGGGCGACUUUGGUUUGGCGAGGGAGAUGACCACUCCCGGGGGAGCGGGACUGAAUGCUUCCUACGUUAAGGUGUCACGUGUCCAUGGGACGAGACCAUACUUGCCGGAUGAGUAUCUCCGCUCAAAAAAGUUGUCCACAAAAGUCGACACGUACUCUUUUGGAAUCGUUUUGUUCGAGUUGGCCACCGGAUUGAGGGCGUAUGAGGAACAGAGGCAAAAAAAGUUUCUGAAAGACAUGGUCGAAGAAUUCGAGGGGAUUACGGACAAGUUAAAGGACGCGAAAGGGGGUGGCGACAACCCCGACGUGUUUCCCGUCCUUGUCAACCUUGGUCGCCAUUGCACUGAGCGCUUAGCCAAAAAACGUCCAGAAAUGGUCGAAGUGUUGAAAUCUUUGGAGGCAGCGAUGCCAUAUGCCACCUCCAGUAUUAGAACUUUGUCCACCCACGUCACCGGGCUGCCGUAUCUAUUCGAGCUACCUAUUUCACGUCCUGGAUCCUUAGGAAUUCCACCACAUACGAGCUAUAUGACGAACAGAAAUAGUCCCGAAAUGCGUGCCGGUUCCCCCCACUGGAUCGGGCCAGGAGGACCACCCCCAUUCCCAUCGGGUCUCCCAAGUCCGGGUGGAGUACGAAAAUCCUCACAAAAUUCAUCCCCUCCAGUCUCUCAAUAUCCUCCCCUUCUCAUCAACCAGCAACCACUGCAGCCAGUCCAUGCCCCAUCCCCCCAUCUUUAUUCCCCUCAUCAUCCACCCCCAGCCGAACCAAUCCUCAUCCCCACGACCAACUCCAACACUCCCACGACACGACCCUCCAUCGGAACCUCGCCCACCUCCAAUUCCUCCAACGCGUCGAAUCAUGCGCCGCUACAAAAUCAAGCAACUUUCGCCGCUGCAUCCCCGCUCAUGAUUGACACGGUCCUCCCGUCCCCCAAAAAUCCCCCACCACCAGAAUUCCUGCUCAUUCAGCCCUCCCCGGAGCCCGUCUUGCCCGCCACGGUUUGUGCCCCAAUUCAAGAGGCAAAUUCAAAUUUGGGUACGGACGAGGACGACGACAUGUACCUCCCACUUGUUCUCGAGCAUAAAAAGACGACCCGAGUUCCGUUGGGGGUUAUCACGUCGGCCUCGCAGGACGAGGAAAACACCGAUUUUGAUACUGUGAUCCCACUCAUUACGGAACUUGGGAUUAAAAAUGACGGCUGAGAAGUAAAAUUAUUUAGUAUUUUUAGGAAAGUUUGAUCAAAUUUUGACUUUGUGAUUUUAUAUAUGUGGAAAAUAAAGAAAUGAUGAACUCUA